Molecule: messenger RNA, 1610 nt
Organism: Rhizophagus irregularis DAOM 181602=DAOM 197198
Lineage: Eukaryota; Fungi; Glomeromycota; Glomeromycetes; Glomerales; Glomeraceae
Source: RefSeq, a predicted model, not a curated record
AAACAAUGUUUUCAAAAUUUUUGACAGAGUUAUCUAGUGAUUAUGAAAAACUUUUUGAAACAGAAUUAGGAUAUGAUGUUAUCAUUUAUGCUGGGGAAGAGUCAAAUGUUAAAGAAAUUCAUGCUCAUUCUAAUAUUUUGUGUAUCAGGUCUCAAUAUUUUCGUUCUGCAUUUUCUAAUGAAUGGGCUGAGAAAAAAGAUGGGAAAUUUAUUUUAAAGAAACCAAAUAUUUCGUCUCACUUAUUUAAUAUCAUUCUUAGAUUUAUUUAUUGUGGAAAUAUUGAAUUAAAGAAUUUACAAGGUCCUGAUGUAUUAAAACUUUUGAUAGCAGUUGACGAACUUAAUAUUCAACAAUUGGUGUAUUAUAUUCAAGAAUAUUUGAUUGAACAUCAAACUGAAUUUUUGCAUCAAAAUCCAACUGGUAUUCUUGAAACUGUUUAUCAACAUGAAACUUUUACGGAUUUAUGGAAAUUUUGUCUCGAAAAAAUUUGCGAAGAACCUGAAAUUUUAUUUAAUUCAGAUAAAUUUAUCAAUUUAAAAGCUCCUUUAUUGGAAUUAUUAUUAAAACGAGAUGACUUAAGUAUGGAUGAAAUUAAAAUUUGGGAAGGUUUAUUGAAAUGGUGUUUUGCUCAACAAAAUAUAAUAAAUGAUACAACAAAAUGGAGUAAGGAAGAUAUUGCAAAGAUUGAAAGGUCACUACUUAGAUUCAUUCCUCUAAUUAGAUUUUAUGAUAUUGAACCCACAGAUUUCUUUUACAAAGUUUAUUGCUAUAAAGAAAUAUUGCCUCAGGAUUUAAUUCAUAAUCUUUUAGAAUUUCAUAUAGUUCCUAAUAUGAAACCCAAAGCUAAUGUAGCAUCUUCAAGAAAACUAAACUCGAAAUUUAAACUUGAUUCAACCUUAAUUGAAUCAAAACACAUUCCUUUAUUUGCUUCAUGGAUUGAUAAAAAGGAUUCCUCUUAUGAUAAAAAUGAGUUCCCCUAUGAAUUUAAAUUAUUAUAUCGUUCAAGCAGAGAUGGAUUUGAUGGUGAGACUUUUCAUAGAAAUUGUGACAAUAAAAGAGCUACUAUUUGGGUAGCAAAUAUUCAAGGCUCAACACAAUUAAUUGGAGGGUAUAAUCCACUUGAUUGGAAUGACUUGAGUGGAAAUGGCACUUGGAAAAAUACUGCAGACAGUUUUCUAUUUAAUUUUACGGAUGGAAAAGAUAUUUCUACUGCAAAAUUAGGUUAUGUUAAUGAUACAAAUCAUGCUAUUUUCUGUUAUAAUAAUUAUGGGCCAUAUACAGCAAUUCUCAUUGAUAUGCAAACUACUAUUAACUUUUCUAUCUUUGAUAAAAAAUUCAUCCCCGAAUUUAUUACACAGAAUGAUCACUCUCAUCCUGCAAAAAUUGCCCAGAAACUAGAUGGUAAUGAAUUCUGGCCUAAACAACAUAAAUCACCUAACAAAACCAAAAAAUUCUUCUCUAAGUCUCUUAAAAUUUUAAAACGUAGAUUCACUCGCAAAAAUACAAUUAUAUCCGAAGAAACAAUGAUUUCAAAAAUCGCUUAUCGUACGAAAACUUUAACUGAUAAGAGCAUAAUCGAAAUUAGUGAGAUUUUCGAUAUUAAUUCAUAA